AAAAAAAAAAAACAGGCUCAGGCUGGGCUUCUGCCAUGAUGUCAGAGGGAAAGAAACCCACAGCUUGCUAAUUUCACCUCCCAAUCGGCCCCGGGAAAAGGAGAUCACCGGGAACAGUUGUUUCCCCCUGUGGUCAUGACGGCUUCGCACAGUGACUCUUUGGUGGUGUUGUUUGGGGCAACAGCUGGUGCAUAUGGGGCUAAACUGGGUUCGGAUGAGAGGGAACUAAUUCUCUUGGUGUGGCAAGUUGUGGAUCUCCCCAGCAAGAAGGUAGGGACGCUACACAAAUCCCUGGUGAAAGCAGACAAUUUGGAGUUAAGUGACCAAUGUCGUGAAGUGAGUGGUUUAACACCAGAGGGACUGGGCAAAGCUGAGCCUCUGGACCGGGUUCUUCAACAGUUUAUUCAGCUGGUAUCCAGUGAUUUGAAAGUAUUUGGAAGGAACUCUUACACCCUUUGCAGUGAUGGCCAGUUACUCAUUCGACAAGUCCUCCACCCAGAAACAUCUAAGAAGAAUUUCCUGCUGUCAGAAUGCUUCUAUUCCUUUUAUGAUCUGCGCAAAGAAUUUCACACGUGCUACCCUAGUUCAGCCGCCGUGAAAGACCAGACUAUCAAGACCAUGGCAGAAUAUCUAGGCUUAGGGACAGAUGAAGCAGAGGAGGACUUUGGCGUGUGGCAAGUAAAAACAAUGGUGGCUAUCAUUUUCAGCAUGCUCUCUGAAAAUUGUGAUCACAUAUUUACUGACCCUGAAACUGUGAAAUACAAGUACGAAACAGGUCCUUGCAGCAAAUCAGAAACAGUGGAUAGCGAGACGGUAAUACGUGCUAGAGGUUUGCCGUGGCAGUCUUCAGACCAAGAUAUUGCCCGAUUCUUCAAAGGGCUCAAUAUUGCCAAAGGUGGCGUGGCCCUUUGUCUGAAUGCUCAAGGAAGAAGAAAUGGUGAAGCAUUAGUUCGAUUUGUCAAUUCUGAACAGAGAGAUCUGGCACUGGAAAGACAUAAGCAUCACAUGGGUAGCAGAUACAUUGAGGUUUACAAAGCAACUGGGGAAGAAUUCUUAAAAAUUGCAGGAGGUACCUCCAAUGAAGUGGCUCAGUUCUUAUCUAAAGAGAAUCAAGUUAUCAUCCGGAUGAGAGGUCUUCCAUUCACUGCUACUCAGGAGGAUGUUUUAGGAUUCCUGGGGCCAGAGUGUCCAGUCACAGGAGGGAAAGAAGGACUUCUCUUUGUCAAGUACCCAGAUGGCAGGCCCACAGGAGAUGCAUUUGUGUUGUUUUCCUGUGAAGAAUAUGCACAGAAUGCACUUAAAAAGCACAAAGAAAUACUUGGGAAGCGUUACAUUGAACUCUUCAGGAGCACAGCAGCAGAAGUUCAGCAGGUACUUAAUCGAUACAUGUCAACACCUCUUAUUCCCACCCUCCCAACUCCCAUCAUUCCUGUUAUACCCCCACCAUAUACAAUUGCCACGGGUAGCAUACGGGACUGUGUCCGGCUUAGAGGCCUUCCUUACACUGCUGGCAUUGAUGAUAUCCUGGACUUCAUGGGAGAUGCCACAGCUGAUAUAAAGCCUCAUGGAGUUCACAUGGUCCUUAAUCAACAGGGACGACCAUCAGGUGAUGCUUUUAUCCAAAUGAAAUCUGCUGACAAAGCCUUUAUGGUGGCUCAAAAAUGUCACAAAAAAAUGAUGAAGGACCGUUAUGUGGAAGUAUUCCAGUGUUCAGGAGAGGAGAUGAACUUUGUUUUAAUGGGUGGCACUUUAAAUCGUAGUGGCUUAUCCCCACCGCCAUGUAAGUUACCAUGUCUUUCUCCACCAGCUUAUGCUGCUUUUCAAACAGCAGCUGUGAUCCCAGCAGAAGCAGCGCUUUACCAGCCACAAGCCCUCUUGCCAACAGCAAGGACUCCCCAGGCCUCAGCUGCUGCUCCUCCAGCUGUUACCUACUACCCAGCUCAGGCUGCUCAGCUUUAUAUGAACUACACAGCUUACUAUCCCAGUCCUCCAGUAUCCCCUACCACAGUGGGAUAUCUUACAGCUCCUCCAGGAGCUGUAGCUGCUGCUGCCACUGCCACCCACACUCCACUUCUACCCCAGCCUGGAGCAUUAGUCCGAAUGCAGGGUUUGCCAUAUAACACAGGAAUGAAGGAGAUUCUAAGUUUCUUCCAGGGAUACCAGCUCCACACAGAUUCCAUCCUCAUGCUUUACAACUUUAGUGGCCAGCCCAGUGGAGAGGCAUUGGUGACUUUUCCAAGCCUGGAUCUAGCUAAGAAAGCAGUGGCUGAGAAAAAUGGACAGCUCCUGGGAGGCUGCUGUGUAGAACUGUUGCUGGUCUAACUAAACACACUCUGGGGCAUGGGGAAGGAAUGUCGUGCUGAACACUGUGCCUUUUACAAAAUAAGGAGUCUUCCCUUGCCACCCCUGCAGCGUCAAAUGUGCCUUUUCAACAUGCUGUGUUGGAAUGUAGAAUGGUACAUGUCCUGUAUUUAAUUUGAAAAAGGGUGUAUUGUAUGCCAAAGAUAAAGCAACAGGAAAAUAUAUGCAGUUAAUUUACUUAUUCUCUUAUGUACUUGUUUGAAAAUAAGCAAACCCCUUAUUGGCAACUUGUUAAUUCUGAAGACAGUCUAAUAGCACUUCAGCUGUCGCAGCCAUGGGAGGAACCUAUUGCCUGUUCAGUAGCAUUUGAAGUGGAAAGUGAAGCUUGAGUCAUUCAGAUUCUUCUGUGUUUAGUUUUUAAGAGUUUACACUCGGCAAAGUGUCUGUUUUUUGUAGAAUUGAAAUGUCUUUAUAAAGGGCUUUUGGAAUGUGUAGCAUUCCCAACUCAAAGCAUAUAGCUCAUUGAUUUUUUUUUUUUCAUGGUUGUUCUUGAUUGGAAAAUACCAGGAUGCUGGACCCCAAAUACAGUUGUGCUUUCUCAUGUUUUCGUUAUGUUGUUUUGCAAAAGCCAUAUUUGUCUUUCCUACCAAUGUACUGCUGCCAAAUGUGUAAAGCAAAAAAUAAAAACAAUGGCAAAAACGGAAGAAUCCUCUGUGCCCAACCAGAAUUCCCUACCCAACCCCAAAUUUUUAAUCUCUACAGGACAAAAAUGGCACAUAAACCUGAGUACUAAUAAGUUAUAUUUUUUUAUUUAAGCAUAAUAGCUUUCAAAUACUGUAUUAAAGAUUUUGCUCUAGUUUAUGUGCAUGCGAUUUGUUUACAUCUUUGAACUACUUUAUUUGUAUAUUAUGAAACAACAAGAUAUGUUGAAAUCUAAAUUCUCUAGUGCAUGCUUUUUUCUUUGUGUGUAUAUACAUAAGCUAGAAGUACUUUGUCAUGUAGCAUGUGUUUAAAAAAAAAAAAAAGACAUCUGCUGUAGAAGCACUAAAUGACUUUGUUUUUACCGUGCCUUACUUCAAAACUAUUCCAAGUGCAAUACCAGCAGAGCAAAACAUGAGUCCUUUUGUGACAUGUUCAUGGAUGUCUGGAUUGAUUUUUUUUUUGUUUGUUUUGUUAGCGUACAAUGCGUUGUACUUAAAGGAACUGAAUGAUGUAUGCUUCUUUAUAUUACAACGAAUAAAAGAGAUGCUUACGA
This is a messenger RNA of Lagopus leucura (white-tailed ptarmigan), 3556 nucleotides long. It is a transcript of the gene ESRP2, whose product is annotated as epithelial splicing regulatory protein 2. Gene Ontology annotation, cellular component: ribonucleoprotein complex; nucleoplasm. The transcript has 16 exons. NCBI's taxonomy places the organism in Eukaryota, Metazoa, Chordata, Aves, Galliformes, Phasianidae. Bases 136 to 2322 code for a protein of 728 amino acids. Gene Ontology annotation, biological process: regulation of RNA splicing. The record is from RefSeq and is a predicted model, not a curated record. Gene Ontology annotation, molecular function: mRNA binding.